GAGGAGUUUUUGAAAAAAAAAAGGGGAGAGCCGUUUUGUUUUAUUGUGGAAAUGCAAUGCAAAAGAAUUUAUUCUUAUCCACUUCAAAGGGUUCUUUGUUACUUAACAAAGUCUCUGCAUCUCAGAUUUUCUCAUUUGAUAAGGUGAUUUCCAAGCAACAUUUCCCCCCCCUUGGGAGAAUGAGAGGAAACCUUUUGUUUAAGGAAAAAUCAUUAUAUCUAAUGAGAUUUUACAUAGAGGUGGGCAAAUAGUUUACUUUGGUCUGCUAAUACAAACGAAGAGUAUCCUGUGGGUUGUGCCUACUGUAGUCAAUUCAGAUUCUUAGUUGGCAGCAACUUUUAACUUUGAAAACUUUGUGUUGGCAGUUAGAAACUAAUCAGCUUCUCUUUCCUUAGGAAACCAAUCCAGAUUAUUAAAGUAUUCUCCAUUGCAUAAUUACACCCAAGACUGAUGCUACAGUAUUAUUUCCACAAUACUUACUUCAGUCUCUCGAACAGUCCAAUGUUACCUGAACACUCAACAGAGGGGUUUUGUGUCCAGCAAAUCACCAGACAUCAUUCCUGACUUUUCUUUUUCUUUUGUUCUUUCUUUUUUAAAAUGAGACUGAAGACUUCUAGGACUAAUAUUCUCUCAGUUACAGACAUUUGUAAGGCCAAUGUUCCACAACUUUCACAAAAAAGUUAGUAAUAAUCCUCUGAUGGUUCAUUUGCUCCAAUGGAAAACUUCAUUACUUGCCUCAAAUAGCCACGGGGACUUUUGACACUGUGAUAAAGAUACUAAAUCUCUAUCUCACAAACUCUGUUUAAAAACAGGAGUUCUUUUAUACCUUUUGUCAGUCAUGGGUCCCUCUGGCUCUAGGAACCUAUGAACCUUUUCUCAGAAUCAUAUUUUUAAAUGCAUAAAAUAAAACACAUAGGAUGAUAAAGGAAACUAAUUAUAAAAUAUAACACAAUUAUCAAAAUAUUUUUUCAAAUAACAAGUUCACGGACCUCAGGUUUAAAGGCAAAGGACUCCUGGUUUAAAGGCAAAUUCUUUCCUUAAACACAAAACACUCACAUAAUGCAAAGAAAACAUUAAAAGUGAAUCCUUAUGCAUGGAGGCACACACAAAACACAUAGGGAGUGAGUAGCAGGGUAGGUCUGAUAAAAAAAAUUUCCUUUUUCAAAUCCUUUUGACUUGCAAAAAGAAAAAAAAAAGCAUAGGCACUAAAUAAAGUGACCAGGAACCCUUAUCACUUAAAUUUAUUUAAAUGAGAAACUACUUUCUGCAAACUUGAACCAAUAGGACAUCAACAUGACCUUGGCCACACCUUGGAAUGACUGGUUUGCAGCAUUAUUUCCCUAUCCUUUUCUGAAACCUAUUCAACAUGAUACCAAACAAUAGUAACUGGCAAGCGUCCUUCUAUAUACACAAAGAAAAAAAAUAUUUCAGAGCUUUGCAUGUGAUAACACAAAGUGUCACACUUCUAUUCACAGCAACUGACAGAACUUAGCUCAGACAGUACCCACACUCACUGCACUCCACACUACAAUAUGGCUUUAGUUUUCAGAACGGUGGCACAAUUAGUCGGACUUUCAUUCUCCUUCCUAGGAUGGAUUUUAUCCUGUCUCACAACUUAUUUGCCACAGUGGAAGAAUCUCAAUUUACAUCUAAACGAAAUGGAGAACUGGACCAUGGGACUCUGGAAGACUUGUGUUAUUCAAGAAGAAGGAGGGAUGCAGUGUAAGGAUUUUGAUUCAUUUUUGGCUUUGCCUGCUGAGCUGAGGAUCUCCAGGAUUUUAAUGUUCUUAUCCAAUGGGUUUGGAGUGCUGGGCCUGCUGACAUCCGGGUUUGGUUUGGAUUACUUGAGGACUGGAGGAGGGCAAAGGAAGCUCAAGAAAUGGCUGAUGAUCCUGGGAGGAAUUCUGCUGUGGCUAUCAGGAAUCACAGCCCUCAUCCCAGUGUCCUGGGUUGCCCACGUCACAGUUCAGGAAUUUUGGGAUGAGACUAUUCCAGACAUUGUCCCCAGAUGGGAGUUUGGAAAAGCUCUCUUUGUUGGCUGGUUUGCUGGAUUUUUCCUUGUUAUUGGAGGGUCCUUCCUUAAUUGUGCAGCCUGUUCUACUCAAACAUCUCCAUCAUUCAAUCAUUACACAGUGGCAGAAAUUCAAGAUCCAAGUCAAAAUCUGGAGAUGAAAAAUACCCCUGUGAAAAUCUAAGAUAAAGGGACCAGGCUCUCUUAAAACUUUUAUGCAAGAUACUUGUUCAGCUCUGGAUGGGCUACGAUUAUCUGCUCUAUGGCCAACCACCCAUUAUGCUUUUUAAUUUUCUAAAAUGCAUUCUUCCUUUGGCCAUUAGGGCUUUAAGCCACAAUCUUCUUCUGAGGCUGAAAAACCAUUUUCAUCUUCCAUCCCGAGACCAAAACAAUCAAGACUUAAUAGUGACCAUUCUCAUUACACGUGAUGAGUUCCUCUUAAUUUUAUAAUACUUCUGGUGAUUGCACUGAACUGGUAAAUAAAACAUUAUAUUAGUGUUUGACUAUAUUUAAGGGUAUUCACCAAAUACCCACCUGAAAUGUGCCUGCUAAUCAUUGCAGCACCCUGUGUUUUCACAUGACCUUUUACAAUGAAACCACAGUCUAAGGUCCGUUGCACAAAUGUUUUCUUUAUAUCAGUGCCAAAUUUUUUCCCCCAUAUCCAAAAACAUUUUCUGCUCCUAAAAGCUUAAAGAGGAGGGGAGAUGUUUGAUGAAUUUUUUUAAUCUACUAGAGGCUUCAGUGCCUGUGUUUUUAUGUUUACAAAAGAGCCGGUCACUUUUAUCAACGCUUCCCAACAUGCUGAGAACAGAGAAGGACAAUGAUAGGAUAUGCAAGGGAUCGAGUUGCUACUGAAGACUGAAGAAAAAAACUGUUCGAGAGUCCAUCAAGUGAAACACAUUUCGCUGGUAGUUUCCACCGGUCUCCAUUUAAGGGUCUGUAUCACAACCCACCACUUACUAUAGUGCAGCUCUCUGUGACAUUUGCAGAACAAUACUGUACAGAGAACACCCGAGCCCUGGAUAUACCUCCAUGGGUUGUGCCAGUUUGUAAUUAGUUCUGUUAUAAAGCUCAUUUUCUGAAGUCUUUUGCUGACUCUCAGAAUGAAAACAUGCCUAAAGAUGUUGUAUUCCCUAUCAGUAAUUCACAUUGACCUAUGAAGAACUAUUCAAAAACAAACUGCUGGCAUGGGGAAUUUUUAAUAAACACAUCCAUAUUUGCCAUGUAAAGAUUUCAUGCAGACCCUUUUGCCCCAGCCAAAGAGGGAGAAUUUAUCUGUCUAAUCUGAUGCUGGAAUAAAAUAUCAGGCAAAGAGUAUCUUUGUUAAAAACUUGUAUUUUUUUUCCCGAUCACAAACACAUGGAAAGUGCAGAGACAAAAGUUAAUCUAUGUGAUGUAUUUGCAUACUUUUACAAACAAGACAAAUUAGAACAGAAAACACAUUCAGAAUUUAACCUGAUUAAAUAUUUAGUUCAGUCCUGAGCAUUUGAUAUUUAAUACAAUAUAGAUAAAGCAAUAGCAAAAAAAAAAGAUUUUUAAAAUUAAUUGAUUUGUAGUCUACAAAAUUCAGCUAAAGUUUGUUCAUUUGGCUAAUAAUAAUAUUGUUCUUGUACCUGUAAUACUUAGAUUCUGAUAUGCAAAACUGUAAUAACAUACUGAUAAUCGAAACAUGAAAUCUAAAUAUUAUAUUCGUUACACUCUUUCAAGAGUAAAUUCUACUUUUUAAAUAUUUGUAAGAUUAAAAUUCAUGUUUAUCCAUUUUUUGAUCAAUUGACUUUUUUUCACUGUGAAUAAUUUGGGUUAGUACAAAAAUAACAAAAUUGUUAAAAGCUGCCCAUAAAUACGUAUGUAACACUAUGGCUGAUUUUCAAAGUGAAGGAGAAGGGAUAUGUUAAAAAUGUUUGCCUUUCAUUUGUAAAAUGAGCAAAUUUUGAAAAAUCUUUUUUAAAAAUCUUGAUCUUGGCCUUACCUAUUAACAAUUAGCCUGAGAUAGUUUUUACUCUUUACCACCCCUCCAAAUCUUUUUUUUUAAAUCAUAUAUAAUUAAUAGCUACUAUGGGAGGAUUCAUAAAGCUAAAAAUGAUCUGAUAUGGUCUCUUUCAUGUCAGAUAUUUUAAAUGGCCAGAACUGAACUAUAUUAAGCAGAACAUAAAUAAGACUGUAAAUAAAUAAAUGAAGAAAAUAAAAUCAUACAGCACAACUACACAUCCUUCUAAACACAUUUUACAGAAUCAGACUAAGAAGCUGAAAAUAGAAGACCUUCAUUUAACUUCAUAUUAAAUAAACUUCAAAACUUCUGCAGUUCACAUUUGACCUUACAAGGAUGAAUGGUAUUUAUUUUUGUUGGUUUUCAUAUAUCUUAAAAAGACAGAAUUAAGUGGGCAACCUUGGAAAAUCUUAGUUCACUCACUUAUUCAAAGCAAUCCAGUAUGUCUUUUUUAAAAAAACAAUUUGCAUCACUUUGCUUUGAAUGUACUGGUACAACAGCUUAAAACUAUGGCUAAGUGAUCUUUGUGCACAAGUUACAGGUACAGAAUUUGCUGGCCUCGAUCACACACUCUCUCUCUCUCUCUCUCUCUCUCUCUCUCUCUCUCUCACACACACACACACACACACACACACACACACACACACACACACACACACGUUCUUUUCAAGAUAAGUUACUUGUUUGUAAGGAUGCUAGCUUACGAAUAAAAGCACUGGUUCAGAACCACCCUGAACAGGAAACUUUCUUUUUCUUGAAUGUGAUUUUACAUCCCAGAUAAAACUGAUUUAGGUUCCUCUCACAUUAAGGUUAUUGAAAUAUUUUUUUCAGAAAUAAGAGAGUGGAUGGUAAAGAGGCUGAUAUUAAUUUGAUUUACAAUUGCAUUUAGCAUUUUUCUUUUAAAGCCCUGCCAUUUAUAAUAGUGACCCUGGAACAGCUAUACUAAGAGCUUGCUUCUUUUAAAAAGGAUCUGAUUAAGUAAAGUUAAAGGUUCUAUUGUGGUGAAUACCUAACUCAGAUUUAUUUCUGGAUGCUUGUUUGUCUGGAUCUAGUUUAAAAGCAAACAAAGAAACACACCUACUUGGGGUGAAUUUCAACCAAAUUAAAAAAAAAAAUCCUCCAGAUUUCCAAACAUUCUUGUCCAUGAAGCAUUGCUUAAGUCCCCUAAAAAUGAGGAUUACAGCCUGGAUUCUGGUAAAAUCCUUCAAUUCUGCAAUAGUGGUUAUCUUUUGGGUCAUGAUUCAGAUCCCAACAAGAAAGACUGGUUCCUGGUCACUGGUUUGCUUUUAAAUUUUAGGUAGUAAUUUUUCUCUGCCUCACUAAUAUCGAUGGCAUUAGAAAUGAAAUCAUGCCACAUUCUUCUAGUUAGUAAUACUAUGAUACUUAUGGCAAAAUACUACUGGUGUCCGUAACAGUGAUUAUACCUGGAAGUGGCUAGACUAUGAACACUUGUGCAAAUUCACCCUCAAGUUUUAAGAAGCAGCUGCCCACCAGGUGAUUUUCUUUUCCUGAAUUUUAGUUAUUUGCUAUUGUCUUUCAGAAUUCUCCUCCUUUCAAUGAAAUAACUCACGAGAUCUUUAGUGCGGCCAAAAGUACUGUACAUUCACAGAGUUAUAUUUAUUCCUGCACUCAGUACUCCAAUGUUAACUGUUUUUACUUAGACAAAUAUAAAAGGCCAAAAAAGGGAAUCUUUUAAGGAAACAAAAUGUUCCAAUGUAAGUGAAAGAAAUUGACCCAGCACCUAUUUGGGAUGGCUUUGUAGCCCUGGAAAGAAGCUUAUUAGACGCAUGUUUGAAUUCAAACUUAAAGAGUCAUACUCUUCUUGUAUAAAAAUAUUGCAUGGCACGGUUGCCAUCUUCACAGUCUACUCACAUGAAAUCAGGGGAAGAGAGAAAUCUUCUGAAUACAGUAUUUCUUGACAGUGCAGUUCAACAGGGUACACACUGGGUACUUGUCUCUACUCCAUCUUUACAAAAUAAGAGCCCACAUGCAAUGCACACCUUACUGUACAACAAAUCUGUGUACCAGAAUUAUUCUGUUUUGGACAUUAGAUUUUUUUCCUUUCCUUUUUUUUUAACAUACAAUUAAUUAAGUUCACGAUAUUUUACA
This is a messenger RNA of Phascolarctos cinereus (koala), 6107 nucleotides long. NCBI's taxonomy places the organism in Eukaryota, Metazoa, Chordata, Mammalia, Diprotodontia, Phascolarctidae. The record is from RefSeq and is a predicted model, not a curated record.